AGGGGGAGUAGAGAAGUCCACUUCAAGUGAUCGCAUCGGCAUCCCCCUUUCUUCGCUAAUCAUUCACUAAGCUUUUACUUGACGCUUUCUCUUUCUCUCUCUUUUCUGCUUCCAUUCGCACCUUCGCUGAAUUUUUUUUUAGUUUUUACCAAAACUAGAUAAAUUCCAAUCAAUCCCUUUUUUUAAUCUCUUUAAAACUCCCAACACCAUCAUCAUGUACUUGUCUGAAAAGCCUCGCCCCAUUGAUUUUUACAAAGAUGAAGCCGCAGGGGCCACCGCCCGUGACAUGAUCAUCGAGGUCACUUCCAAUGGCGACUUGCCUCCUCAGCAAAUGAUUCUAGGAGAUAGUAGCGGCGGUGAGGACCAUGAAGUUAAAGCUCCCAAGAAACGAGCCGAGACUUGGGUUCAAGAUGAAACCCGGAUCCUUAUUGCGUUUCGGAGAGAAAUGGAUGGUCUUUUUAACACAUCCAAGUCUAAUAAGCACUUGUGGGAACAAAUUUCUGCAAAGAUGAGAGAGAAGGGUUUUGACAGGUCCCCAACCAUGUGUACCGAUAAGUGGAGGAAUCUUUUGAAGGAGUUUAAGAAAGCUAAGCAUCAAGAACGAGGUAGUGGCUCCGCCAAGAUGUCUUAUUAUAAGGAGAUUGAUGAGAUUUUGAAGGAGAGAAGCAAGAAUGCACAGUACAAGACCUCUAAUGUUUCUAGUAAUUCUGCUAAUAAGGUUGAAACUUAUAUGCAGUUCUCUGAUAAAGGUUUUGAUGAUGCUAGUAUAUCAUUUGGUCCUGUGGAAGUUUUUUGGUGUGCAGCUAGUGGCAGGCCGACACUCAAUCUUGAAAGACGUCUAGAUCAUGAGGGACAUCCUCUUGCUAUUACCACAGCUGAUGCUGUUGCUGCCACCGGAGUUCCUCCUUGGAACUGGAGGGACACCCCACCUGGAAAUGGUGGGGAUGCUCAGUCAUAUGUUGGGAGGGUUAUAUCAGUAAAAUGUGGGGAUUAUACGAGAAGGAUUGGUAUUGAUGGUACUGCAGAUGCUAUCAAGGAGGCAAUCAAGUCUGCUUUUGGGAUAAGAACUAAACGUGCAUUUUGGUUGGAGGAUGAAGAUCAGAUAGUUCGGAGUAUUGACAGGGACAUGCCUCUAGGGAAUUACACUCUUCACCUUGAUGAAGGAUUGUCAAUUAAAGUGUGCCUCUAUGAUGAGUCAGAUCACAUACCAGUGCAUACCGAAGAUAAAACGUUUUACACAGAAGAGGAUUACCGUGUUUUUCUGGUUCGUCGUGGCUGGACAUGUCUCAGAGAGUUUGAUGGAUACAGAAAUAUUGAUAGCAUGGAUGAUCUUCGACCUGGCGCAAUAUACAGAGGCGCAACUUGAAAGCAGGCAACUUCAUCUUGACAUAUAGACUGUGUAAUUUUCAUAUGUGCUCACAGUGCUCUUGAGGGUAGUAAACAUGUACACGUCUAGAGAGCCCAUCUGGAACUAAAUGGCUCAAUUGUAUAUAGUUUUGUUUUAUGUUUUUGGGUAGGACAUGGACCAAGCCUCUGGCAGAACUCUCUGUUCUUUCAAUAUCUGUAAAUAUGUACUUUCAGUGGAA
Messenger RNA from Pistacia vera, 1586 nucleotides. Its product is annotated as trihelix transcription factor GT-1-like. The transcript is spliced from 5 exons. The record is from RefSeq and is a predicted model, not a curated record. Bases 215 to 1366 code for a protein of 383 amino acids. NCBI's taxonomy places the organism in Eukaryota, Viridiplantae, Streptophyta, Magnoliopsida, Sapindales, Anacardiaceae.